GAUUACGCACUGCAUUUGUUUUCAAACGGUCUUGGCUUCUUACUGAAGGUAAAGCUUGAAAGUGUGUUGACAAGUCUCGUGUUUUAAUUCUCUGUUCGAUGAUGGAUUAUUAUCAAGAUUAUCACGAAGACCCGAGAAUUAUUGCAGGAAAUGGCCAAGAUAACCGAGGAACUGCAGGUAUUCCUGGAAGAGAUGAUGACCGAAAGUUAUUUGUAGGUGGUCUGAGUCGGCAAACUACUGAUAGAGAGCUUAAGGAGCAUUUUGGAAAAUUUGGAGAGAUUGAGAGCGUCACUGUCAAAGUUGAUCCCUAUACAGGUCAGUCUAGAGGCUUUGCUUUCAUUGUAUUUGCAAACCCCAAAACUAUUGAUAAGUUACUGACAUCAGGAGAUCAUUAUAUCAACAAAAGGAAAGUAGAUCCCAAGCGGGUAUCAAAGAAGACACAGCAUGGGAAAAUAUUUGUUGGUGGCUUGACUCCAGAUAUCUCUGAUGGAGAUAUCCGGAAUUACUUCUCUCAGUAUGGAACAAUAGUGGAAGUGCAAGCACCAUUUGAUAAAGUAAAGAACCAGAGGAAGGGUUUCUGUUUUAUCACAUUUGAUUCCAAAAAUGUUGUAUACCAACUUCUGAAAUCCCCUAAACAGUACAUCAAUGGCAAGGAGGUUGAUGUGAAGAAGGUGAAGAUCAACCCUGAAACUAUGGGUGUUGGAGGACGAGGUGGAUUAAGGGGUGAUACACGAGGCUGGGGAGCAGCCCAUGCUUAUGCUGGAUAUGGCUAUGAUUAUGGCACAGGGUAUGGCAGUACAGGUUAUAACAGCUAUGAUUAUGGUGGUCCAUACAAUGAUUAUUCUGGCUAUGGCUACAGCAAUUCUGGUGCCACUCCAGGAUAUGGGAACAAACCAAGGGCAGGUGGCCGUCAGUUCCAGAGACAUCAGCCAUAUUGAAGAUGGACAUUCACGUCUUUUGCAUAUGUCAGUUUUUGCUCUAUAUAUGUUUCUUAUGUUGCACAUUAUAUAUCAGCUUUCAUCUGUUUUCAUUUUAUAAGUAAUGUUAAUGUAUUGAAUGUAACAAUACCAAUAACCCACACUGAGUGUUUUUAAUUCUGGUAUAUAGCAGUCACCACUGUUUUAUGUGGAUACAGUGCAGUGUUGUGUGAAAUUCAUGAACAACUGACUUAAAGAAAUCUGUGUCAUUAUUUGAGUGAAAGUCAUUACAAAUUCUUCAGGAAUCUCUGCCAGAAUUGUGUCGCCAAGUAAGAAAAUUAUUCUGAACUCAUUAUUCUCUCGGAAUUUCGAAAGAUGUGUAAGACUGUUUCAUUUAUACUCUUUAAAAAGUGAUUAUUGGAGUUCUUUUGUCUUUUCUGUCCGCCUGUCUGACAGAUCCGUUCAAAUUGAUUUGCCCAUAGCGAUGACUAGAAUGUGUGAGAUUGAAUAACUUAUCUUACGAGUACGUAACUUGCAAUGUACAAAUUCCAGAAUAUGAUCAAUUUUCUGCCGGUAUACACUUUGACUGCCAUGCUCGUUUACAGCCAGGCACAGAAGUAAACAUGAAACGUAUGAAUAUGUGAAUGCUACAUGCAUGGUGUUCAUACAACUUGAAAAAAUUUAUAACUUUAAACAGCCAUAGAAAUUUGUUAAAAGUGCAGAGUGUUCCACAGUCAGGGAAUUUUGUAAUAAUUUAUAGAAUCUUGAGAAAGAAGCACAUAGGUUUCAGAACGGUCGCGAUAUCCAUCGCAAAUAACAGCUUUGAUUGCUAUUAACAAGCUAAUUUGUAUCAAUCUGUGUGUUUCAUAUGAGUGUAAUGGAUUUUGUGACAUUCAGUGUCAAACUUUUUUCUAGUGUAUAUUUUCAAUCCCACAAUGAAGUAAGUUGACCUUAGACUACAUAAUUAGACUCAUAUUUAAUAUUGGACAAGAGAUAAACUGGGUAAGGACCCCAAUAGAUGUGUAGUUUAAGUGUGUACCAGAAGAGACCAAUGUCUAAAUAUUCUCUUCAUAGUGAAUGGAUUGAUUUAUACAAGGUAUCUUGGAACAACUGGAGCAAGACUCGUUUAAAAUUGAUUGGAUUUUGAAAUCACAUAUUUGUAUUGAGGUGAAAGUCAUAAAUGGGAUGAAACCACUAAUUAUAUGAAUAUGGUUUGUAAAAUGUAAUAUAGUUGCAGAAUGGGAUAAAACAGAUUUAGUCAGAUUGUUGUGUUGUAAUUGGAUUAUAUAUUUUUUUUAAGCUGGAAACAUUUUUUUUUAACUCAGUGAUUCUCAAGUUUGAAUUUUUGUAGCUUGUGUUUACCAAGUAGUAAUUUGAUAAAGCUUCACUAACAGAAACAAGUAAAAGUGACUUUUCAUGUGAAGAUAUGGGACUAAGUUUUGUAGGGGGGGGGGAAGACAAAAAAAAAACAUUUCACUGCAUACUCAGAAAUCAGUUCUUUGAAAAGUUCCCUUACAUUUUCUUUUUGAGCCUAGUGUAUUUCAAUAUUUUCACUGUUGGGUUGAAAUAGUACCUUUGUAGUAAUGCCUUUUUCAGUCAUAGUGAUCUGAAAUGUUGCAGAUUUAAUUUGUGUUUUACAGUGACUAAAUUUCCAUCAACUAUAAUUUUUUUGUUUAUAUAAAGUCAGUUCAUGAGAUGUAUGAUGUUGGUAUUAUGAAAGCUAAGGUAUGCUAUUUUGUAUGUACUAGGCUACUAAGAAUACUUGCAGAACUUUACAGGCCAUCUGCGUAAUAUGUAUUUAAUAAGAUUUCAUAUAACUUCAGGAAAUUAAAAACGGUUUCCUAUGUUGGUAUUACCUGAAGUGUUUAUGAGUAUGGAGGAGAAAAAUGUUUUGAAAUUUUUUUUUUCAAUGAAGAGAAAUAUUUCACAGUGUAGUUUUCUUUGCGUAAAUCAGAACUUUACAGGUAUCAGGAAGAUGGUCAGCUGAUCCGAAAUGUGUUACGGAUGAAUUAAUAGUGUAUGAGUUAUAAUGCCACUUAUGAAUUUAGAAUAAAGCUGGGAAUUAGGACACAAUGUUACUGCUGUUUCAGACAUGACAACAUUGAAAUAAAAUAUGUAUGUCAUAUAGAUAAACUGAUUUUUUUUACCUGGUAAAAAGAAAGCUAUGCAAAUUGUACUUUGGGAGAACUCUGUUGAUGCUUGACACAAAAAUCUAAGCUCAUAAGAUGAUUUUGAAGUUUGCACGACUUAGGCGUGAUCCAUUGCAUAUUCAUUUCUUGCUCUGUCUUACGUAUGUCUCCUAGUAUCUAUAACAGUAAGUGAACCUGAGGUACAAGACCAUGUCAUGCAAUAUUGUACUACACUGUACACCCAAUUUCCAAAUGUGUAAUCUCUACUCCUGUAACAUUUAGUGUAGUAUGUAUGUCUUUCUGACCUGGGCUCUAUUAUUAGGGAUAUAAUAUUAUUGCCAUAUACAAACUGUUUGAUAUGGAGUGGAAAUAUUAGCAUUUUUUUUAAUAAUAAUAUAUUAGUUGUAGAGCUGCAAGGACAGAGUACUUGAAAGACUAAAGCUGUGGUUUUUAUGAAUUACUCUGUGAAGGACCAAUAAGGGGAAAGGGAUGGGGGGAAGUGAAAGUAACUUAGACCACAGUGUUACUAUAAAGAUGCACAUUCAUUUUUCUUCCAUUGUAUACAACCUUUUAGCAAAAUACAAGUUGAAAUAGGUCUGA
This is a messenger RNA of Cryptotermes secundus, 3646 nucleotides long. RefSeq names its product RNA-binding protein squid. Gene Ontology annotation, molecular function: RNA binding. NCBI's taxonomy places the organism in Eukaryota, Metazoa, Arthropoda, Insecta, Blattodea, Kalotermitidae. The coding region runs from base 99 to 938 and encodes 279 amino acids. The record is from RefSeq and is a predicted model, not a curated record. Gene Ontology annotation, cellular component: cytoplasm. The transcript has a single exon.